UUUGAGCAACAUGGCAAGGAGGCAACAGCCACACCACUGCUCCCCCCAUGCACGGGAUGGAGUUGGGAUGCAGGAGCCUUCAGCCACUGCCCUGUCCCCAGGCACCCUGGCAGCCCACGACGUCUCCUGCUGGAAGAAAUGCAACACCCACAAGCCUUUCCAGUGCUCCUGGCCGCCCCUCGGCCCCGCCGGCAACACCUCCUACACCCUGAACUUCUGCUUUGAGAAGCGCAGGCUGUGCCGCUGGUUUGAGGCGGGCACGGUGACCAACUACAGCCCCUCGCAUCGCCAAGUGUACAUCUUUGAUAACACCACGGCCUGGGUGGAGGCACGCUGGGGGGACCAGGUCCGCAGGACCCCCAACCACACCCUUCACCUCAACGAGGCUGUCAAACUGGAUCCACCUCCUACUGGGAUGCCCUUCUCCAAGACCGGAGGGCAGCUGAGGGUGCGGGUGCCACGGCCACAGUGCCACGGCCUGGAGCAGCCACCACAGCAUGAGGCUCGCUUCUGGAGGGUGGGAGCCAGCAGCUGGACACAGGUGACAUGUGAGACAGUGAUGGUGACAGCUGAAGAAGACUCAGUGACCUGUGCCCUGGGGGUCAAUGGCACCUUCGUGGUCCAGCUCCGGCACAAGCCUCCCCACUGGAGCAGCUACUGGAGCGACUGGAGCAGCAACAUCUCUGUUCCCGAGGAAAUCCUGAGGAGGCCGGUGCUGAACCAUCAGCUGGGCAAACUGGGGAGAGACGGGCAGCGGGUGCUGAGGCUGAGCUGGCAGCCAGUCCUCAAGGAGCAAAGGGAUGUCACCUACAAGCUGGACGUCAACAUGUUGGCGUGUGGCUGUGCAGAGUCAGAUGAGGAGGACACGGUGGUGCUGGGCGGGGAGGUGACAGAGCACAACCUCACCCUCUCCGGGGCUGAAUACGAAAUCCUGCUGACCGCCGUCAAUGCCGCGGGGCCGGGGCCAGCCCAGCAGCUCCGUGUGCCGGCAGAGCAGCGCGCAGAUCUCAGCUUCAAGGAGAUCAGCGUGGCCGGCAGCACCGUGACUGCGCAGUGGGAAGCGCCGGUGCCCGGCGAUGCCUUCUGCUUCGAGCAGCAGACUCUGCCAGAGCCUCCGAAACAGGGAGUCUGCAUCCAGCAGGAAUUCCCUGCCAACAGCAUCCACGUGCAGAGAGGAGAGCUGGGAGCGCCGGGCUGUCACCGCCUCGCCGUGCACGGCUGGGACGCGGAGCGGGGCUGGGCCACCUUCGCCCUGUGGCACCGCUACGCCAGCAACGAUUCGCUGGACGUGCCCUUCACCAUCAGCACCGGGGAUGCCGCGGUUGUCCUCCGGUGGGAGCCGUCCCCACGUGCCGCCUGCCCCGGCGCGCUGGCCAAGUACCUCAUCUGCCACGUGGCCGAGGGGGACAACGUGACCUACAGUGAAGUGGAUGCCACGGCAUCAAACUACACCCUCCAAAACCUCCAGCCUGGCACAGGCUACAGGGUGGGUGUUUGGGAGGUGACAGAGGACAGCGAGAGGACCUGUAGUGCUUGGUGGCCCUUCCAGACCAAGGCGCUGGGUCCCCAGGGAGCGCCGUGGAGAGGCAACCUGAAGUACCUGGGCAUCUCGCUUGGUCUCCCCGCUGCAGCUGCCAUCUACCACCUGAGCAAAAGGAGGGCUCGCCGCCUCCUCUUCCCACCCCUUCCCAAGCCCGUGGGCACCAAAGCCAUCCAGUUCUCGGCCGGCGAGAUGAGCCAGGGCCAGCCCCGGCCAGGCCUCCUGGAGCCCUCGGAGAGGUUCAGCCCAGCCGAGCUGCUGCUGACGGAGCCGAAUCCCAGCGAGGAGACGACUGACACGGGCACCCAGGCUGCGGGGCCACACCCCGACGUGUCGCAGCCCGGCCCCGCGCUGGAAAAGCCGGCGGCAGUGGUGAUGUCCCCGGCGGGCUGCGGGGAGGAGCUGCCCUUCGCCUACCGCAGGCAGGAGAUGCUGAGCCCGGUGGGAUCCCCACCCUCUGGCAGCACCGGCUGCACCGGACACCCACCCGGAGAGGAGGAGGAGGAGGAGGCGGAGGAGGAAGGAAGGCAGGGACUGCAUCAGCCGCUGAUCCCCAUUGCCCUGCUCAUCUCCGACAAACCCAUCAUCAUCAGGGCGGAGGAAGGAUGGGAUCCCUCGCCGGAGAAGCCGGUGCCGCAGCCAUCAGCAGGCUGGAGCGGCGGGGAUGGACACGGGGGUGUCCCCUGGAAUGCGGAGGGUCUGUGUGGGACGCUGAGUGCCCAGUCCCUGGGUGGCACCGCCACUUUCAGGGCGGUUUCUGGUUUCCAGGGCACGGAAGGCGAUGCCUCUGGGUGUAGCAUUGCACCGGGACAGGUUUUGGCUACGUAGUUUCCAGUCUCAACCUUUCACCGGUGAUAAAACCCGAGCGAAGGCGGCUGCAGAGUCUGGCCAGGACAGAGGGUAUUUCCAUGCCUGGACUGGGAGGAGAGGCAGAACUUCAUCCCAGCCAGCUGCUACCUCUGGAACCAGUAUC
This is a messenger RNA of Vidua macroura (Pin-tailed whydah), 2513 nucleotides long. It is a transcript of the gene IL12RB1, whose product is annotated as interleukin 12 receptor subunit beta 1. NCBI's taxonomy places the organism in Eukaryota, Metazoa, Chordata, Aves, Passeriformes, Viduidae. The record is from RefSeq and is a predicted model, not a curated record. The coding region runs from base 11 to 2368 and encodes 785 amino acids. The transcript has 14 exons. Gene Ontology annotation, molecular function: protein binding.